UCGGGACGUCGCAGAAGGAGAAGGCAGAGUGGCAGAAGCAGCCAGAAAGGAACGCUGAUCGUUGAGGUUGAGUCAGGCUACAGGCACUUUCAUUCGUUCGUUUGCGGUCGUGAUAGUUAAAGUUGGUGAUUAGUGUCGUGCUUAUUAUCUUUUAUCAACGCUAGUUUGAAAUAUCAUUGAAUGAAUAAUAACUUACAUGAAUCCUGUCAUAUAAAUAUUUUAAAUUGAUCAAAGUCAUGUGCGUUGAGGUUACUUCAGAAAGUUGAGGGGUGCAACUACAUGUUUCUAAUAUAAUUGUGCCUUACAAUAAUUAAAUUGAGUUGCGGUGCUUUUGAUGGUUAUAAUAAUAUAUUUUAACGUACUAAAUAAAUGAAGGUUUGAAAAAAACAGUGAAAAUGAAUGCAGAACACGAAAUGAGAAUUGCCAAUGAGAACUGGAAAACCCAGGCCCAUCUGCAGAAUAGGAUAGUACAGCCUCUUCUAACAGAUUUGUACGAGAUUACAAUGGCCUACGCUUAUUGGAAAUCUGGAAAGACAAAAGACUUUGCUAUUUUCGAUCUAUUUUUCCGACAAAAUCCGUUUCAAGGAGAGUUCACAAUAUUCGCUGGCCUAGAAGAGUGCCUCAAGUUCCUUCAAAACUUUCAUUAUUCUGAUAGUGACAUAAAAUAUUUGAAGCAGACUCUGCCAUCCUCAAUAGAAGAAGAGUUCUUCGUAUUCCUAAGACAACUGACAGUGAAAGAUAUCACAGUUUAUGCUAUCCAAGAAGGCUCAGUUGUGUUUCCUAGGGUUCCAUUGAUGAGAAUCGAAGGCCCAUUAAUUAUAGUCCAACUUUUAGAAACUACACUUCUUACUUUAGUCAACUAUGCAAGUUUGAUGGCAACGAACGCAGCCCGCUACCGUAUGGCAGCUGGGGAAAAUGUGAGAUUACUCGAGUUUGGCCUGAGACGAGCCCAAGGCCCCGAUGGAGGCCUCUCUGCCUCCAAGUACUCAUAUGUAGGAGGAUUCGAUGGAACAAGCAAUGUGCUGGCUGGCAAGAUGUACAAUAUCCCAGUGAAGGGGACCCACGCCCAUGCUUAUAUCACAUCGUUCAACGACUUCAAUGAACUUCAAACCAAGCUGGCAGCCCGUCGCUUCCUUAGCAUACAAGACUUACUGAGCAACGAGCAGGUGCUGCUAGACCGUAACACAGGCGAGGACAGGGACCUCCUGGUGUUGGCGCUGGAGUGGCGCACCAAGCUGGCCACCAUAAUGGGCAGUAUGGCCAGUGAGGCUUCUGACGGAGAACUCGCUGCACUCAUCUCGUUCGCCAUCGCCUUUCCCGAUGGAUUCAUGGCUCUUGUUGACACCUACGAUGUCAAACGGAGUGGAAUGCUCAACUUUUGUGCCGUGGCAUUGUCGCUCAAUGAUUUAGGUUACAGAGCAAUUGGAAUCCGCAUAGACAGCGGCGAUCUUGCCUACCUUUCCAGGAAAGCUCGGGAAACCUUCAACAAUAUUGCUAGAACAUACGGCAUUCCAUGGUUCGAACAGCUGACAAUAGUGGCGUCCAAUGAUAUCAACGAGGAAACAAUAUUAAGUUUGAAUGAACAGAACCACAAGAUUGAUUGCUUUGGGAUCGGAACUCAUUUAGUUACAUGCCAAAGACAACCAGCCUUGGGUUGUGUUUAUAAACUGGUUGAGAUCAAUGGCCUACCAAGGAUCAAGCUGAGUCAGGACGUGGGCAAAAUGACAAUGCCGGGCAGAAAGGACGCCUACCGUCUCUAUGGAGCCGAUGGUCAUGCGCUGAUUGAUAUAAUGAUGAGAUCGGUUGAGUCAGCGCCAGAGGUUGGAGCUAAGGUGCUUUGCAGACAUCCGUUCCAAGAAUCUAAACGAACCUACGUCAUACCUUCAAAAGUGGAACCACUGUACAAGGUUUAUUGGAAAGAUGGAAAAGUGUGCGGGCCUCUGCCAAGUCUUGAAGAAAUUAGGGACCGAGUGAGAAAUUCCCUCGAGACAUUGAGGCAAGAUCACAAGCGAAAUCUCAAUCCCACUCCGUAUAAGGUAUCUGUGAGUGCAGACCUGUACAGUUUCAUACACGAUCUGUGGCUGCAGAACGCGCCAAUAGGAGAGCUCUCAUGAAGUGGAGCCGAGCAAUAGGAGACUUGGGCAAACCUACAAAGUCCUUGGAGCGAGGGAGACCUCCCUUCUGAUUGGGUGAUUUGGUGGCGGGGGCAAUCGUAUGCUGUGAUUCUAACCUAGAAACGAAGUUUGGAAAGGAAGCCAGGUUAAGUUAAAGGAAGCCAGGUUAUAGGAUAAGUUGAGACGCUUGAAACGUCUAUAAGUCACACAAUAGAACCAUUGCUCCCUUAUGGGAUCAAUCUCCACUUGAUUGCGAUCAUCAACAACUGAUUAAGCACCAAUAGAAGUCCAUUAUCACAAACAUGUCAACAAUCUCAUUAGAAUUCUGUAAAGAAUUGAAAAUUUCUAUUAUGAAAUUCAGCACAAAUUUCCAUUUCCAUUAGGCUGUUUGAUUUAUAUUUAUAUAUAACUUCACUUAAUUUGUGUUCAUAUUUAAAUUUGUUAGGGGUUAUUAUAAAAUUAGUCUUGUGAAAUAAAUAUAGAUUUAGUUGGUACACUCAUUAUUUCCAGUGGUUACAACGUAAUAGAACAAUAUAUGACUUAUGUGAAGCACAUAAAAGUUUUUGAUUAAUUAAGAGAGAAAUUUUUAAGAUCACUCUUGUGGUCAUAAUCUUGUUACAAUAAUUUUAAUUAUAAUCACUAGAAUCUAGGUAUUUCAAAAUCAAAGAAUAUUUUAAUGAAAGUUAUUAUUCUAUAUUUUUCUAUUUCUCAGUCGAUUUAUGGUUUUUUAUUCUUUUAUCACAAAUUAAAUUAAUAUUUUAGAUAAAGUUAAUUAUUGUAAACACCUAGUGAUAGAGGUAAAUUUCUACUUCCCAAAUGAAACCAAUUCUUCAAGAAGACGGAUCAAUGAUUUCUCUUAUGAAAUGGAAGAAAAUGUGAAUGUUUAUCUUAUAUCAAGGAUAUUUUAGAGAAAUUAUUCUAAAAAUACACAACUUCAUACUAUUUGAUUAUCAUUUUCCAAUUCUUAAAUAGUUUGCAUAGCUGCUAUUGUAUACUAUCAAUGAUUUUAUUGUUCUAGAACAAUAAUUACAAAUAAUGUUUAAGAUUAGCUGUUAUUUUAAAAUACAAAUUACUAUUUUUGAUCAAAGGUUUCAAUAUAUUUUUUAAAUUAUAAAAUUAGAUCACCCAUUAUUGAAUGCAUGUUUAUGAAUGUUUGUAGUUAUUUAGUUGUGUCAUAUCUAAAUGUAUUUUAUUUUCUUCACGUGCCAUUUAAUCGUGCUAUAAUGAUUGAGGAGCAAAUACAGCUUCUUCUUGUAGAUAGUUUUCAAUAGUACUUAUAAAACUUAAUUUAUUGUUUACUUAAUUCAUUGCAUGUACUGAAUAAAUUCAUUGAAAUCCACAGCAACAAUUUAUCUGAUCAAACAUAGCGACUCAAAUUUUCAUUGAUAAUUUCAAGUAAUUAUUAUUUAUUUAUUUAUUCAUAUGGCUUUUAUUGGCAGAGAGAUCCUUUAGGAUGUUCUGUUUUGCCGUAUUACAAAAUGUCAUUUCCUAUUUCUUCAAGUUGGGUUCUUCAAGUUUUCUCACGAAAAAUUUACACUUCAACUUCCUGAGCUUUUAUUUUAUAAAGUUUAAAAUAAACAAAAGUUAUUUCUAAACAUAAAUUAUCUUUAAAAAGCAAACAAAUAUAAAAUGUUGAUAAUAUUAAAGCUGAAAAUUUUACAUCAAUCCAAACCGUAUACAAGUUCACUAUUUCUUAAUAAUUUAUUGCUGCUUCAAUUUUAAAUGCGAUUGGAUAUUUUCAGAGAUUUCAAUGAAAUUUUCAAGUAAUGAAAUGACUAGGUAUUGAUUUGAAAUGUCCAUACACUAUUCGAACAAAAUAGAAAACAAUUGAAAUGUGAGAGAUUUUUAUUUUUCCAUUAAAUAAUUCAUUAGGCACAAAUAUUAGUUUAGUAAUUAUUGAAAUAACUUUUUUUGUAAUACGUGCUAUGUUUUCCAGUGAUUGUAUUCAAUAAAUUCCUGAACUCUCAAUCAUAAUCCUUUUACCAUGACAAAUUCCGUCAAACUUACUAAUAAAUAAAUUUAUUUGGAAUACUGUAAUAACCGGUAUUUCAAUCAAAUAUCGAAUAAAUUACCAAAUUCUGCUAUUAAUUAAUUGAUUCGUUAAUCUGUUACAUUUUAACAAGUAUGAAGUUCAGAAUAGUGGAUUUUCAUCUUAGGUUGAUUUCAACUAUUAAAAUUUUUUUUUAAAUCAGUUAUUUAUUUUUUGAGAAAAAUUGAGCUGUGGUUCAUUGAUAAUUUAUUUAAACAAUUAAGUGGGGUUGAAUAGUUAUACAGUAAUGUAUACGAUCCCAUUAUAUUGUAAAGUUUCACUAAAACUUUGAUGUUAGAAUAUCUUUUUAUUGUGGUUUUAUCUUUAGGAGUCUGACAUCUAGCCUGCAGUCCAAAGGCAAACAUAAUAAAUGGAAAGAAUUAUGAAAUAUUUGCAUGAUGGAUUCGCAAAGCUGUGAUACAAUUUUAAUCGUAUAAAUUAAUAACUCUUUUCAAUUUGAAAACAAUUUCGCUAAAUAUUGAAUGUUUUUUAUUGGUUACCAAUGUCAACUUUCAUGAGCUUUUUGAUAUGAAGAUAAUUUUCAUUUUUAAUGCAUGUACCUGGUUAUUAUGAUAAUAAUAUUGUAUCACUUUUUGCGAUUGUAUAAACAUAAUAAGUGCAAUUAUUUUUGUAGUCAAUAGCUCAUUCCAUGUAAAUGUAAUAGGAUAAUAGAUUUGCUAUCAUGCAAAAGCAUUAGUGUAUUAGCAUAUUUUUCUUAUGUUCAAUGACAUAAAAUAAUUUAUGCUGCAGUAAUAAAUAGAUUUUAAAAAUGUGA
Nilaparvata lugens (brown planthopper) is the source of this 4918-nucleotide messenger RNA. RefSeq names its product nicotinate phosphoribosyltransferase (gene Naprt). The transcript is spliced from 14 exons. Gene Ontology annotation, biological process: NAD+ biosynthetic process. NCBI's taxonomy places the organism in Eukaryota, Metazoa, Arthropoda, Insecta, Hemiptera, Delphacidae. The coding region runs from base 396 to 2114 and encodes 572 amino acids. The record is from RefSeq and is a predicted model, not a curated record. Gene Ontology annotation, molecular function: nicotinate phosphoribosyltransferase activity.